AGAGGUACUUCAGAAAGAUUUUCACUCUUCUAUUCCAGGUUUUCGUUUUGGCUUGACGUCGAUGCAGUUCCUGCGAGGGUUUCUCUCGCAAUUACAACUUUGCUCACUCUCUCUACGCAGGCUAACGCUGCAAGAAUGGCAUUACCAGAGGUGUCGUACAUGAAAGCGAUCGACGUUUGGAUGGGUGCCUGUAUGAUGUUUGUUUUCGGAGUGAUGAUAGAAUUCACGAUUGUCAACUACGCUCAACGUCAAGCAUCCACUGAUCAUCAAAAUACGAAGAAAGCUCCUGAGGGUUUUAGUCAAAAAGCACAUCGAGUCUUUGACAAGUUUCGUGGUCGAGGAGAGAAUCAUCGAACAUUAGAAGAAGUAAGUACCUGA
Molecule: messenger RNA, 378 nt
Organism: Cooperia oncophora
Lineage: Eukaryota; Metazoa; Nematoda; Chromadorea; Rhabditida; Trichostrongylidae
Source: the annotation of a GenBank genome assembly